Penicilliopsis zonata CBS 506.65 is the source of this 1250-nucleotide messenger RNA. RefSeq lists its product as hypothetical. The coding region runs from base 7 to 906 and encodes 299 amino acids. The transcript has 3 exons. Gene Ontology annotation, molecular function: oxidoreductase activity. The record is from RefSeq and is a predicted model, not a curated record. NCBI's taxonomy places the organism in Eukaryota, Fungi, Ascomycota, Eurotiomycetes, Eurotiales, Aspergillaceae.
ACGAAAAUGUCGAAUGACCAAUUCAAGCUACAGAAUAUAUUCAACGUCCAUGGCAGAGUUGCAUUGGUCACUGGAGGAGGCUCCGGGAUCGGUCUGAUGGCAACUCAAGCCCUGGCAGUCAACGGAGCAAAGGUGUACAUUACCGGACGAAGUGAAGAGAAACUCGCGCGAGUAGUGGAAAGGUACAAGCAGGAUGAUGAUCACAACAAUCCUAUUCCCGGAGAAAUUAUCGCCACCCCAGCCGAUAUAACCAGCAAACAAUCCAUCUCCAAGCUGGUGGAGGAGAUCUCCCGCCGUGAAGAGAAACUGGACAUCCUCAUCAACAACGCUGGGGUGAGUUCUACCCACCAUGCGACUGCCGAGCUGGAAGAUCCAGAAGCUCUCCGGCAAGAGCUGUUCCACGGGGAAGCCAGUGGUUUUGAGAACUGGGAAUCCGCAUACCGAACAAACGUGUAUCAAUGUUUCCUUACCACGACGGCACUGCUGCCUUUAUUAUCCAGGGGCAGCGAGGGAAGCACAGGAUGGAGCAGUACGGUGAUCAACAUUACUUCCAUCUCGGGGAUCAUCAAGACAGCGCAGCACCAUUUCGCAUAUAAUGCAAGUAAAGCGGCUGCCAUCCAUCUGACACGUAUGCUGGCUCAUGAACUGGUCUCGUCCGGGUUGAAAUUACGCGUCAAUAAUAUCGCCCCGGGGGUGUUUCCGUCGGAGAUGACCACGGGAGAAAGCGACGAGGCUCAGAAGAGUCACAUCCCUAAAGAGAAGUUUGAGGGAAAGGUCCCUGCUGGAAGACCGGGGAAGGACGAGGAUAUGGCCAGUGCAGUGUUGUUCGCUGCUACCAAUCAGUAUUUGAAUGGGCAGACUAUCGUGGUUGAUGGGGGGUAUGUUUUGUCGACUGGGACUGUUUAGUUGAGUCAGUUGAAAAAAUAAAUGAACAGUAAUGUAGUUAAUAUGUUCUGCACUGAUGGUAUCAUCAUAUCUCAAUAUAAUUAGCUUGGGUUAGGUUGACCUGUUAGAGGUGAGAGGUGAAUCAAGAGUCCUGGCACAGGUAUCCAUCCAUGUUCUUCAAGUUUAGGACCGCAGCUGAGCGGCUGGACAUAUGUGGCUUUGUGGCAGGCGUAUAGAUUCAUGAAACAGAGAUGCGGUUCCAAAGCCCAGCCUGUAGAUACCGGCUCACGUCCGUCGAUCCGUCGGCUGAAAGCUGCCUAGAUUCUGGGCCACAUUUAAUUGUGUCCCAGUCCCUCAUCUUCUUU